Cryptomeria japonica (Japanese cedar) is the source of this 2074-nucleotide messenger RNA. RefSeq names its product rhodanese-like domain-containing protein 4, chloroplastic. The transcript has 8 exons. The record is from RefSeq and is a predicted model, not a curated record. NCBI's taxonomy places the organism in Eukaryota, Viridiplantae, Streptophyta, Pinopsida, Cupressales, Cupressaceae. The coding region runs from base 315 to 1706 and encodes 463 amino acids.
CAUAAUUGAACACCCGAAAAUUAUAAAGCCAGUCUAUCUUCAUCUGCUCUGCUGAUGUGGCGACUUACUAUUGGAAACAAUUAAACAGAUCUCUCUGGAAUCACUUGCUGUUAUUACUGAUUAAAGUACACCACACAACGAACAGGAGGAUUGACCGGGGGUAGCUUGGAAGAAAUGUGUUUUUCCUGUGUCUGAUUUUGGGCAUCCGAGAAUAAUCAGCUAAAUUGAUUCAACUCGUGUUUCAAACUCUCGUGAAAGUUUCUCGUGGAUAGCAAUUACUAUUGCCUUUGAAGAUUGUGAACUGGGUUUCUGAUAUGGAGGUACUCAAUGCUGUAACAGCAGGUGUACCACCCUUGGGAGUAUGGAGGUCCACAAGCCAUGCGGAGAUCAAGAAUGGCAACAAAAUUAAAGCUUUCUUUAAAAAAUCAUCAGCUCAGAGUCCACCAUCUUUCUCAAAUUAUGCUGAAAACCUGUUUAGAGCAAUUGGGUCACAGCUGAAAAGCAGACCCGUUGAGGCUCCCCACACCAUACUAUUGUCCUCACUCUUCGGUGCUGCACCAGCGGUAAGUGCUCUUACAUACGAAGAAGCCCUUCAGCAGGGUGUUAGUUCUAGUCCCACGGAGGCACCUAUAGAAGAUAUUGACCUGAAUGGUAUUAUAGAUACAGUGCAGAGCUUCUCAAGUGAAAAUGCUCUGGCUAUAAUUGGAGGGGUUGUGCUCGUUGGGGUCCCUUUAGUGUUGACUAGAAUUUUAUCCACACCCAAAACAUGGGGUACAACAUCUGCUGCAGAAGCUUAUUCCAAGCUCGGGGAGGACCCAGAAGCUCAAUUAUUAGAUAUCAGAACACUGGAGGAUAUUAAGGAGGUGGGGUCUCCAGAUAUCAGAAAGUUGAAGAAGAAGGCUGUCCAGAUUACCUAUGAAAAUGAUGCAUCCUUUUUGGAGAGGGUAUCUGCAAAAUUCAAGGAUCCAGCUAAUACCAUCUUGUACAUAUUGGAUAAGUUUGAUGGAAGUUCUGCAAAAGUAGCUAAAUUGGUUGCUGAGAAUGGUUUUAAAUCGGCAUUUGCUAUUAAAGAUGGGGUAGAAGGCCCAAGAGGAUGGCAGAAUAGUGGACUCCCAUGGCUGCUACCCAAAAAGGCAUUCAAAGUUGAUUUGGGUAGUCUCACAGAAGCGCUAGGAAGUGUAAUUGAAGAUAGCUCAGGCCUCGUUCCUGUCACAGUAGGUGUGGCGGCGGCAACAGGAGUUGGUCUGGCUGCAUUGUCAGAGAUAGAAACGGUACUACAACUGUUGGGUUCAGCUGCACUGAUUCAAAUCUUUUUGAAGAAGCUUCUAUUUGCAGAAGACCGGAAAGUAACCCUCCAGCAGCUUCAAGAAUUCUUAGACACCAAGGUUGCACCAAAAGAACUUGUUGAUGAGUUGAAGGAGAUAGGAAAGGCUUUCCUUCCAAAAACUCAAUACGAGGCCACAGAUAAUGGUGUAGCAGUCCCUGAUUCUACACCGGUAACAGCUGUCCCUGAUUCUACACCGGUGACAGCUUCAUCUAGCCCGGAGGUGGGAGGAAAUUCAGUACCUCAGCCUGCACCUGUUGAAAGUCUAGAAACAGCUUCAAGUGUUGCUUCAAAUUCUACUCCAAAGCUCCGACCUUUGUCACCAUUUCCUCAUUAUCCAGACUUUAAACCACCAUCAUCACCUAUUCCAUCAAGGCCUUGAAGAACUCAGAAGUGGCAAGCUCAUUUUUUCUAGGAUCAAUUUUAUCCUCGGUUGCUGCCUGCGCUAGUCAACUUGUUCAUGGUAUAAUCAUAAAGGACUGUUGUAAUGCGAUGUCGUUUAUUUAUAAUGCCCCUAACGGCUCAGAAUCUCAGGCAGAUGUAAUAAUGGUUCAUAAUUAUCAUGACUUGAUAUUGGUCAUCCAAGUUUCAAGGGUUCUGGAAUUUUCACAUUUGUCUGCAGACAUUUCAUCCUUAGGCUUUUUAUGGAUAUGCAACUUCAUGCAGAUUCAACUGCUUUAUGAAGGCAUUAACACAUGUAAAAAAUGUUUCUGUUUGAAGGUUAAAUGUAUCUUAAUUCAGUAGAUAUCA